Scleropages formosus (Asian bonytongue) is the source of this 5041-nucleotide messenger RNA. It is a transcript of the gene magixb, whose product is annotated as MAGI family member, X-linked b. Bases 293 to 4045 code for a protein of 1250 amino acids. Lineage: Eukaryota; Metazoa; Chordata; Actinopteri; Osteoglossiformes; Osteoglossidae. Gene Ontology annotation, cellular component: cell-cell junction; cytoplasm. The record is from RefSeq and is a predicted model, not a curated record. Gene Ontology annotation, molecular function: protein binding. The transcript is spliced from 17 exons. Gene Ontology annotation, biological process: signal transduction.
UCCGUCCGUGGCCACGGCGCUGCGCUGCCAGGUACCCGUGUGACCCGCGCCGUGUUCAGGUGCGCCAGGCGCGGCCAGCAGCCCCGCGGCUCCCGCCUCCUCUCGAACCGGGAGUCGGCAGGCGGUCUUCACAGCGGCGGGCUGCCAUAGCCGCAACAAUAGCCGCUAUUAUAGUGGCUCCAGCGGAGGAGCAGCGGUGCCCCAGCGCGUCGAUGUCGAAUUGCAAAAGAGGAGAUGAGCAAGGGGGAAGCCUAAGAUAAAAAGGAAACUGGAACUAUGAGGCUCAAUUACCAUGUCUAAGGUUGCGGUGAAGAAGCUGCACUGGCGCUCAAAGGUGCAAGAGAGCUUCGUCCCCCUGGGGGGCGCCUCGGGGGAGCUGGGGGUGUCCAUCGGCGGCGGAGCUGACUACGGAGAGUUCCCUUUCGUCACUGCGGCCCCUGGGGGCGGAGCCACUGUGGGUGACAUCAUCCUUGAGAUAGGAGGCACACCUGUUUUGGGGAUGACGCUGGGUGAUGUAAGGGGGGUCCUUAACUCCUGCCCCCACCCCAUCCGCAUCAAAACUGUCUCACCAGGCUCCACACUGUGUAAGGACCUGAGGCUGUACCUAAGUAAGUGCUUCACGCCAGGCUCCGUGGACAGCCAGCUGCAGCAAGUGAUCCGGGAGAACCUGUACCUGCGGGCCGUUCCCUGCACCACCAGGCUGCCAAGGGAUGGGGAGAUCUCCGGAGUGGACUACAACUUUGUCUCCAUCGAGGAGUUCUUCUCCCUGGAGGAGUCUGGAGCUCUGCUGGAGAGUGGCAAGUUCAAAGGAAAUUACUACGGUACCCCCAGGCCGGUCCACAUCGGCCCCGACAGCCCGCCCAUCACUUACCAGGAGCACCGCAACCUGCUGAGGAACUUUCGGACCCGCAGCAAGUCCCUCAGCAACCUGGAGAAGGCGGCAGAGGAGGGAGAAAACAGCGAGGAGGAUUCUGGGCUGUCGGCGGGCUCGGUCGGGGCCAGCAGCGCCCCCCCUCCCACUCUCUCACCCAGCCAGUCCCGGGACUCCAGCGGGGGAGACGGCAGUACCUUGGAGAAUGGGGGCGGCUCGAGCGGAGGACGGACGGGGCUUCCGGAAAACUGGGAGCUGGCGUUCAGCGAUGCCGGGGAGCCGUAUUACAUCAACCACAGCUCGAAGAGCACCAGCUGGCUGGACCCGCGGGCCCAGAGCAGAGAGACUGUCAGCAACAACGAGUUGCCAGUGUUUACAGACCAGCCCGGUGAGCUGAAGGGCUACUCCAUCCACACGCGCCUCUCCAAGGGACCGCGGGGCUUUGGCUUCAACAUUGUAGGAGGGAGUCGGCCCAGAGAGUUCCUGCAGGUGUACAGCGUGACGCCGGGGGGGCCCCCGGCACUUAACACAGCGGACAUCCUGGUGUACAUCGGUGACACCUGCGUCCUGGGCGUGUCUCACAAGGAGGUUGUGGAGAUCCUCAAGUCUGUCCCCGCGGGGCAGAGCGUGGACGUGGUUCUUCGGAGGGGAUACCCCAUGCUGUACAACCCGGACGGCUGCCCCAAACAGCCCCGGCCCACCUCGUCUGCUGCGCCGGACCCGCCGAGCCCCCCCGCCACAUCCCAGCCCCGGGCGCUCCGUCAGCAGGCGCACAAACUCAAUCACGGCGGCGUCCGGCCUCACGCGGACGCGCCGUUCCUCGGCCUGCAGGCAGGCGUGACGCUGGACGCUAACGGCAACGCCCCCGGUCUCUCCGUCGCCCCCCACGGCCCAUCCUCCUCCCACUCCCGCAGCGACGCGGGGCUCCCUGUCCGCCGGCCCCCUUCGCUGAAGGGCAUCCCCCCUCCGCCUCCGCCCGACCGCUCCUCCACCAGUCAGAGUGAUGGCGAGGGGGUGCCUCAAGUCAGCUCACACAGAGUCUCCCUGGUCCGUAACCACAACAACAAUUCCCUCCCUGCGCCCCCUCCUCAGCGUCAGCAGCCCCCCGGACCGUCCGCCUCGACCCUACCCGUCUCCAGGCUCUCGCAGCCCCUGCGGGAGAAGGGGGGCUCGCUUUCACCCAGGGGCGCCCGCCUACGCACCGUCGAACCCCAGGCCUCCCUCCUGGGUCCCCGCCCCUCAGAGAGCCCGCGCUGCGGCUUCAACGGCUGCCCCGCCAGCACCAGCGACAGCACCAGCCCCGGCAGCGACCCCUCGCCAGGCGUGGCCGCUGGAGCCAUCGGCAUGGCUGGAGGGGAGCUGGUGCCCGUCGCCCUGGGCAGAAGCGAAGCCGUAGGCGGCAUGGGCUUCAGUGUGACGGCCGGUGGCCAGGGGGGCAGAUUGGCGGUGGUCAAGCGGGUCUGGGACCGAAGGCAGUGCCCCUUCCUUCAGCCGGGAGACGCCAUCAUCAAGAUCAACGGAGCCGAUGUGCAGAGUCUCAGCUUCGCACAGGUGCAGAGAGUGCUGCAGGAACACACGAAACAAGGAGAAGUGGUCUUACUGGUUUACAGGGGCAGCUUACGGUCUCCAGUUUCUCCAAAUGCCGCUAAAAGAACGCAUCCAUCUCUCCACCACCCGGCUCCGGUCGCAGCCGCGCAGUCGGAUGCAUUUGGACCCCCUAAGACCUCCCUCAAAGCCUCAUCUCAAACCCUGGACAAGCCCACUCUGGUUCAGAGCACCAGCUUCCUGGACUCCAUACCCAUCACGCUUACCCUGGAGCCCAGAGACUGGCAGGGCAUGGAGGACGAGGGUGUCCCGGACGACAGGGGAGCUGCAGCCAGGGGCCAAGAGGAGGCGAGAAACCCCCACCUGUCCCGGGCUUUCGAGGUAGAGCUCAAGAGGAGGCCGGGAGAGGGCUUUGGCUUUGUGAUCGCGUCGAAGGACGUGGAGAGAAGCAGAGCCUCCUCCCUGCUGCCCCACUGCUUCGUGACGGUACGGAGGGGCAGUCCCGCGGCGCGCGGUGGCCAGAUCCGCCCGGGCGACCGGCUGGAGGCUGUGGAGGGGCGCUCCGUGGUGGCCUUGCCUCAUCGCGAGCUCGCGCAGAUCCUGCGCCGUGCCGGAAAUACCCUGCGCCUCACCGUUGUCCCCCGAAACGGCUCCAACACCUCGAGCCUCUCGGAGUCCACAGAGUAUGACCCCAGUUACAGAACCAGGAAGAGUUACAGGUCUCGACCCAAGGACUCCAGGUACUACAGUGUGGAUCUGGAACGGGGUCCGACGGGCUUUGGCUUCAGCCUGCGGGGGGGCAGCGAGUACAACAUGGGCCUGUAUGUACUGGGUCUCAUGGAGGGGGGGCCUGCUUCACGCAGCCACAAGAUUCAGGUGAGCGACCAGCUGGUAGAGAUCAACGGAGACAGCACCGCGGGAAUGACCCACGGUCAGGCCGUGGAGCAGAUCCGCAGAGGGGGUCCCAGAAUCCACCUGGUUCUCAAAAAGGGGAACGGAUACGUGCCUGACUACGGCAAUGAUCUCAGAGCAGCCUCCCCCUCCUCCACGCCGCACCCCAAGAAGUCGGGUGUGGCUGCAGUAGGUGAUUCUGACACCGUCCACCGGAAGGCUUGGAGGUCAGAGGUGGACGAAAGGGGGAAAACUCGGAGGGGAAGGAGGAGAAAGGGGGGGAGCUCGGAGAGAAAUGGACGUUCGAGGGCCGACGCUGAGCUGGGGGUACAGGAAGGCGGAAGGAAGGGCGCUCUCUCUCGGGCUGGGAGGUCGAGGGCCGCGGAAACCGGCGGGGCUCGGAGAGGCGCUCAGAGCUUAACGCGCAGCGAACUGAGGAAGAGGGGCCUCGAUCACAGAGAAGAAGUACGGAAGAAGGGGCCGAGGAAGGGCAGGGGUGGGGAGAGUAGGACUGAGAAGGAGGAGAAAGCGGGACGGAGUGAGGAGGAAUCAGCCGUCGCCCUGCCCAUCCCCAAACCAAGGAUCCCGAUGCCGGAGCGACGCACGGGAUCACCGGAGAGAGAGGAUCCCUUUCUCCACCCUGCAAGGGAGGCCGCGCCCCGGAGAACCGCCUUCUCUUUUCUCGUGGGUUCGGAGUCGGAGCUCACGGGGUCGGAGUCGGAAGCCGACACCUCGUAGGCCGGCGUUUCGGGGAUCUCUCCUCCAGGCAGCGGAGUCCUGAUGAGGAGGAGAGCCCCCCCGAGUCCCUCUCUUCCUGAGCGCUGGGUCAUAGUCAACCGCGUGAAAAGGAAUUAGGGCUCUGAAGGCGGGGGGCUCGGUGAGGAUCGGACGAAACCAGCCGGCGACACUCUCACCUUCCGCAGACUUCAGAAGGGGAACCCGUCUCCAGCAGGGCAAACUCAGCAGUAAAAGAUUAACAUCACUUUUUAUUAAACGUGACAUUCGAAAUGCUUGCUAAUUUCUAUAAAUCACUGCAGAUGAUACUUUGUACUGUAAUCCACUGUUUACAAGAGUUACCGAUGAUUAUCAUAAAAUUGAUUCAUCGCUUGUGGCUAGACUAGUCCUCUGCGAUUACAGUGAAAUACUAUAUUACAGCUUUACGAUCGCAUUUAUAACGAUGUGGAAAGGAAUAAUGGCCGUCCCCAUCCGGCAAGGCGUUCACCUCGCUUAGUUCAGUCUUUACGUUCGGAAGUGCGGUGAUUUUCAAGAUCGGCACGGAAAAUCACGUAAAGAAACACGACCCUAGAGCGAGGGUCCGUCGAACGGACUCCUGCGACUCACGAGAGCCCAGCUGCUCUGCUUUCCGGCCGAGUGACUGCAUUUUCAGCGUUAAUGAUUUCGUUUUGCCCUUAGUACGGGAAGUAUGCAGAGGCGGAACGGAAGCGGCUUACUUCUACACAUUUACCAGAACCGAGUUUGGUACGUUUUCAUUUAGGAGACACUUUCCUCCGAAGCAAUGUACAAUGAUUAGUAUGUAGUAUUUAGCCAGUACCUUUUGUUCAAGGCCACUUGCUAUGCAUUAUGUACAACAGUAAAUGGUACCGUCAUUGACACUUAUGCGGUACAGCAGCGUAAUAGAUUGUCACACACGCUCGCACACUGGGGGCAACUCGGAUUCCCCGAUUCGCCCGAAACGCACGUCUUUAGAUUAUGGGAGACGACCCAGAGGAACAC